Molecule: messenger RNA, 3267 nt
Organism: Symphalangus syndactylus (siamang)
Lineage: Eukaryota; Metazoa; Chordata; Mammalia; Primates; Hylobatidae
Gene: TMEM39A
Product: transmembrane protein 39A
Biological process (GO): negative regulation of autophagosome assembly; negative regulation of autophagosome maturation
Cellular component (GO): endoplasmic reticulum membrane
Source: RefSeq, a predicted model, not a curated record
ACACGGGAGGGGUUGGCGUGCUGGCUGGUUCCGGGGGCGCACUCGCGGCUGGGGCAGACCGCGGUCGCGUAGCUGACGUCAUCGCUUUGCGCUGCCACGUCUGCUCAGCUCCGCGGUAAUGGAGGCUGGGGAUGGGUGCUGAAGUACCAGGCUCUGGCUCUAGCUUUAGCUCUGGCACUGGAACUGCCUCGGAGUCUGGGUCUGAGUCUGGCAGCCCGAAGCCUGGACACCUUUUCUUGAUUCUCUAGGCGAGGGCUGCCUGCGUCCAAGCAGCUGGUUUGCAGCGUUUCAACGCGGGGAGGGAGUUCCCUUACUUGGGGUCCAGUCUGUACAGUUGUCGCCGCUUUCUAGGGAUCCCGCCCCACCGGCUGGGACUCCUCCAUGCUUGAAACUGGUUGACAACCAUUAACCUGGGUUGCAACUACAGGUGGCACUGGAAGCAGACUGGUUCCUGGACAUGCCCGGUGGAAGGAGGGGCCCUAGUCGGCAACAGCUAAGCCGUUCAGCUUUACCUUCUUUGCAGACUUUGGUUGGUGGGGGCUGUGGCAAUGGAACAGGCUUGAGAAACAGGAAUGGUAGUGCUAUUGGCCUUCCAGUCCCACCUAUCACAGCCUUAAUCACCCCAGGUCCUGUUCGUCAUUGCCAAAUUCCUGACUUGCCUGUGGAUGGGAGCCUACUCUUUGAAUUCCUUUUUUUCAUCUACCUGUUGGUUGCUCUUUUCAUUCAGUACAUCAACAUUUAUAAAACAGUGUGGUGGUAUCCUUACAAUCAUCCUGCUUCUUGUACAUCACUGAAUUUUCAUCUCAUUGAUUAUCAUCUGGCAGCAUUCAUCACAGUGAUGCUUGCGAGGAGGCUUGUAUGGGCUCUCAUCUCAGAGGCUACUAAGGCAGGUGCAGUGUCAAUGAUUCACUACAUGGUUCUGAUAUCAGCUCGCUUGGUACUACUCACUUUGUGUGGAUGGGUACUUUGUUGGACCCUCGUCAAUCUCUUUCGAAGCCAUUCAGUCCUCAAUCUCCUUUUCCUUGGCUACCCGUUUGGUGUUUAUGUUCCUCUUUGCUGUUUUCAUCAAGAUAGUAGAGCUCAUCUUCUUCUCACAGACUAUAACUAUGUGGUUCAGCACCAGGCAGUAGAGGAAAGUGCCUCGACUGUGGGAGGCUUGGCCAAAUCCAAAGACUUUCUCUCCUUGUUGCUGGAGUCGCUAAAAGAACAGUUUAAUAAUGCCACACCCAUCCCCACCCACAGUUGUCCCCUAUCUCCAGACCUCAUUCGCAAUGAAGUAGAAUGUCUGAAAGCAGAUUUCAACCACAGAAUCAAGGAGGUUCUGUUCAACUCCCUCUUCAGUGCCUACUAUGUUGCAUUUCUCCCCCUGUGUUUUGUGAAGAGUACCCAGUACUAUGACAUGCGCUGGUCAUGUGAGCACCUCAUUAUGGUGUGGAUCAAUGCUUUUGUCAUGCUCACCACACAACUGUUGCCAUCCAAAUACUGUGAUUUGCUACAUAAAUCAGCUGCUCACCUGGGCAAGUGGCAGAAGCUGGAACAUGGGUCCUACAGCAAUGCUCCACAGCACAUUUGGUCAGAAAAUACAAUAUGGCCUCAAGGGGUGCUGGUGCGGCACAGCAGAUGUUUAUAUAGAGCCAUGGGGCCUUACAACGUGGCAGUGCCUUCAGAUGUAUCUCAUGCCCGCUUUUAUUUCUUAUUUCAUCGACCAUUAAGGCUGUUAAAUCUGCUUAUCCUUAUUGAGGGCAGUGUCGUCUUCUAUCAGCUCUAUUCCUUGCUGCGGUCAGAGAAGUGGAACCACACACUUUCCAUGGCUCUCAUCCUCUUCUGCAACUACUAUGUUUUAUUUAAACUUCUCCGGGACAGAAUAGUAUUAGGCAGGGCAUACUCCUACCCACUCAACAGUUAUGAACUCAAGGCAAACUAAGCUGCCUCUCAACAAUGAGGGAGAACUCAGAUAAAAAUAUUUUCAUACGUUCUAUUUUUUUCUUGUGAUUUUUAUAAAUAUUUAAGAUAUUUUAUAUUUUGUAUACUAUUAUGUUUUGAAAGUCGGGAAGGGUAAGGGAUAUUAAAUGUAUCCGUAAACAAGGUGAUGUGAUCUUUCAUGUGUUAGUAUAUUCGAAUAAUAUACAUAUGAGAGGUAUGCCUGUCCAGUAAAGAGAUUGAUUUGUUUGUAUGGCUCUGGAAUAACUCAUUCGUUUAUGAACACAUCUCAUGUAUUACUUGACACAGUACCUUUGGUAUGUCUGCUUUUCUUUCAAUCCUCUAUCUUUAGCCCUCAGCUGGCCAGUAAUUAUUGCUAAAGAAAGGGAGAUCAAUGGAGUUGCCUACCAGCACCCAUUCUCUUUUAGUUCAGCUGGCUAAUAGUAUUGGAAUACAUUGGGAAAAGAGUGGGUUAAAGUCCUAGGUGGGGUUCUCUUUGUUGCCUACCAGAAGGAAGCAGUAGGCUUCCUUUCUAAGAUAGGGACUCAGCUGCUUUAUUUUACCCUGUGACAUUUAAAUAUACUUUUGAAUAAGCUACUAUCCUGAGGCUCAGGGUUUUGCUGCCACUUUUCCUGUUUUUCCACUUCUGCUUCCAAAGAUUUUCCUCUUAGUUGUUUGAAAUAAUACUUUGCCAGACAGGAAGUCUUUAGACUGCCCACAUUCAUGAAGAAGAUGAUGUGUGGCUGGAUCAGUAGGAGAAGCUGAGUGCAAAUGCCAUGUGGGCUAGAGUAUGGGAAAGUUGAAAAUUCCAAGUAACUGGGAGAAUGGGCAAGUCCUCAGCUGAACAAUCUUGGAUGUAGUCUAGCAGCAACCCACCUACAAUGGCAUUAUGUUUGGAGUUAUGAGGGGAAGUGAAAGAUAAGAAUUACCUACAGCUUUGUAUUCAGAUAAUUUAUAUCCAAAAUUUGUGUUUUAAAUUUCAUACUCCAGAAUUUUCAUGUUUAUGAGUAUUAGCCCUUUAAGUUAUGGGAGGUGAUAUACUUAGUCCAUUGAUGUUGUCACUUGUCAUCUAAAUUUAUGAGACCUUGUCUUAGAGAAUCUAAAAUAUAUUGUCAUAUGUUUUCUGUGCUGAGUUUGGUUUGUUACACUGUGAAGCUUUUGGUGAAACAAAAUAAGACUUAUGAAGUAAAAAGACCAAUCAUGCAGUUGACAAGCUGGCCCUGAAAAUAAUUCUUCCAGAAGAGUUCCUGAAAGGCUUCACCAAAGGAAGCAUUGUGACGAGUGUGUAUAAAACCAAGGUACCCAAUAUCAGUUUUAUGUUUAAAUCAAUAAUUGUUUCUUUAAAUA